AUGGUUGCAAAUUCAAAGGCUAACCAAAGUGAUGUUAUCGCACUGAAGUUGAAGAAUGCUUAUCCGGAAGUAUGCAAAAAUGGUUUGCGAUUAUGCACUAAGGAGAAAGCAGAGCAGACAUGCAGACCCCUGGAUAUAAAUUAUAGCGCCAGUAACUCAAAGCCAACGGGCAGCUUCAAUAGUAUGUGUGAGAAAGGCAAAUGGGAAGUUGAGAAUAUGCGCAGACUUCGAAACUAA
Messenger RNA from Cylicostephanus goldi, 237 nucleotides. The record is from the annotation of a GenBank genome assembly. Lineage: Eukaryota; Metazoa; Nematoda; Chromadorea; Rhabditida; Strongylidae.